GUAGGAGAAAAUGUGGGAUUCUCAACGUGAAAUUUUUAAUUUGAAAAAAAGUUUAGAUUAGGACAUGAAGUUAGUUGAGAGUUGAGACUGCGAGUAUCCUCACACGAGAAACUACCUACUCACCUCCAGCUUCGAUUGCCGACAACCAUGGCUGCCUUCAACGUCCAAGAAGUUCUUCCUCCAACAUUGGAUUCGACUGCUGAUCCACCACCAAUCUUUGAUGGAACCACUAGGUUGUAUCUGAAUUACGAGUGCCCUUUUUGCCAGCGUGUCUGGAUUGUCAGGAAUUACAAGGGUUUACAAGACAAGAUCAAAUUGGUUGCUGUGCACCUUCAGGACAAACCUGCUUGGUAUAAGGAAAAACUAUAUCCUGAAAAUAAGGUGCCUGCACUGGAGCACAACGGCAAAGUCAUUGGAGAAAGCUUAGAUUUGAUAAAAUACAUAGACUCUAACUUCGAGGGACCUGCUCUUUUACCUGAUGAUCCCACCAAACAGAAGUUUGCUGAAGAGAUGAUAGCCUACUCGGACACAUUCAUGAAAAAUGUGUUGACAUCAUUCAAAGGAGACCCUGUGAAAGAAGCUGGUGGUGAAUUCGAUUACUUGGAGACAUCACUACAAAAGUUUGAUGACAGCCCAUUCUUCCUUGGUCAAUUCAGUCAGGUUGAUGCUGCUUAUGCUCCAUUUAUUGAAAGGUUUCAGAUCUUUCUACAAGAAGUGUUCAACUAUGACAUAACAUCCGGCAGGCCAAAUCUGGCUGCAUAUCUGGAGGAACUGAACAAGAUUGAUGCUUAUAAGCAAACAAAAUGUGAUCCUAAAUUUCUCGUUCAGUUGUACAAAACCCGUUUCAUGGCCUCAAGCUAAAUCAGUUGCUCAUAUCUGAAACAAUUUGGGUCGUCGUGUGAGAUUAUAGUGCGUUGUCAACUGGUUGGUUUAGUGAGAGACUCCAUGUAACUGAGUGUGCUGUUAUUUGCAACUAAGUCAUACAUUUGAUGAACUUUACAAUGAACAUAAGUCUGUAUCACUGUAUUCUCCUUGUUCCCUAUGACAUUGGGGCAAACUGGUGCUAGAGAAGCCAAGUAAGGAAUGAGGUCUAUGAACUCUGCAAUUCCUGCAGAAGCUGAACGUUCAAACAGUAGCGCCAACAAUCACUGUAAA
This is a messenger RNA of Sesamum indicum (sesame), 1155 nucleotides long. Its product is annotated as glutathione S-transferase L3. The record is from RefSeq and is a predicted model, not a curated record. Lineage: Eukaryota; Viridiplantae; Streptophyta; Magnoliopsida; Lamiales; Pedaliaceae. Gene Ontology annotation, biological process: protein glutathionylation. Gene Ontology annotation, molecular function: glutathione transferase activity.